AUGGAUGUGAUUUUUAUAAAUUUCCUAAACGAUAUUGCAGACAAUCGUUGCGGCCCUCAUUAUUCUGGGGCCGCGUGCGACUGGCCGAUCUGUGUGCAUGGAGUCGUAGAUCCAGCAAGCCGGAUAUGUCAAUGCUACAAUCAUUUUGCCCCUCCCUUCUGCGAAUUCUGCCUGCCAGGAUACUGGGCAGAAGCUUGCGAUCGUGAGAUUCUUCCCGCUAUGUCUGAACCCCUGCUGCCUCCUUUCUUCGGCCAUGUGGUCGUGUAUUUAGUUGUCGUCUUUCUUAUACUCUUCAUAUACUUUGCAUUUGGCAGGUGUCGCUCCAAACCUCCACCUUAUGAGGAGGUGAUACAGGACCCUCCACCUCCACCCUAUUAUCUCAUCUAA
Molecule: messenger RNA, 387 nt
Organism: Cooperia oncophora
Lineage: Eukaryota; Metazoa; Nematoda; Chromadorea; Rhabditida; Trichostrongylidae
Source: the annotation of a GenBank genome assembly